Molecule: messenger RNA, 603 nt
Organism: Leishmania braziliensis MHOM/BR/75/M2904
Lineage: Eukaryota; Euglenozoa; Kinetoplastea; Trypanosomatida; Trypanosomatidae
Exons: 1
Coding region: 1-603 (200 amino acids)
Source: RefSeq, a predicted model, not a curated record
AUGAGCGACCACGACGAACCGGCCUCGCUGACGAGGACCUGUGCGCAGCAUGGGGCUCAUCGCUCUUCCGACGCGAACGAUGUGUCUACUGUGGGCCACGGUGACGUCACGAAGCCGCCCGCGCCGAAAAGGUUCAUUCAGGUCCCACUCACGUCGCUUCACUCUUUGCCGGACCCGCGUGGUGGUCUCCAUACUAGCCGCUACACGUCACCACCACGGCAGCUGGUAUGCCCCCUUCCACUGAUGCAGUCAAGCUCCAGCGACGUUUCGAGGCGUACAGGUUCUUCCAAUGACAUGUGCGAGACGAAUUCACUGGUCAGCUUCAACCUGCGCUUUGCCGAGAUGUCCAGUGUGGGUAUUUCUGCCAGCACAUCCACUGUACCAGCUGGUUUCAGUGACAGCAGCACGCCACUCCACUGGCUUCGCGUCGCAGAGGAUCACAUUAUACCACAUUCGAGUAGCACCAAGGCAUCUUCUGUGGCUGUGCGGCGAAAUGCUGAGUAUGUCUUCGAGAGGUGGGUGGAGCAGAAGGUGAGUCACACCGCCGCAAUGGAUGACGCCAUGUUGAGUGUGGCGGCGGCUUUUGAUGAGCUCUAUGCCUAA